Messenger RNA from Phyllostomus hastatus (greater spear-nosed bat), 3110 nucleotides. RefSeq names its product ST6 N-acetylgalactosaminide alpha-2,6-sialyltransferase 3 (gene ST6GALNAC3). The record is from RefSeq and is a predicted model, not a curated record. NCBI's taxonomy places the organism in Eukaryota, Metazoa, Chordata, Mammalia, Chiroptera, Phyllostomidae. Gene Ontology annotation, biological process: ganglioside biosynthetic process; oligosaccharide metabolic process. Gene Ontology annotation, molecular function: alpha-N-acetylgalactosaminide alpha-2,6-sialyltransferase activity. The coding region runs from base 99 to 1016 and encodes 305 amino acids. The transcript has 5 exons.
AGCGCUCCUGUCGCGGUACCAGCGUCCAGCCUGUCCCCGGGACUGCCCCUGACUCAGGCGCACCCACUGCUCGUUGGCAGGAGGGUCGGCGGAGCGUCAUGGCCUGCAUCCUAAAGAGAAAGUCUGUGGUUGCAGUGAGCUUUGUAGCAGCGUUUCUCUUCCUGCUGAUUGUGCGCCUUGUAAAUGAACUGAAUUUCCCAUUGCUACUAAACUGCUUUGGACAACCUGGUACAAAAUGGAUACCUUUCUCCUACACCUUCAGGCGGCCCCUUCGAACUCACUAUGGAUACAUAAAUGUGAGGACGCAAGAGCCUUUACAACUGGACUGUGACCUUUGUGCCAUAGUGUCAAACUCAGGCCAGAUGGUCGGCCAGAAGGUGGGGAAUGAGAUAGAUCAGUCCUCCUGCAUUUGGAGAAUGAACAAUGCCCCGACCAAGGGCUAUGAAGAAGAUGUUGGGCGCAUGACGAUGAUCCGAGUUGUGUCCCAUACCAGCGUUCCUCUUUUGCUAAAAAACCCAGAUUAUUUUUUCAAGGAGGCAAACACUACUAUUUAUGUUAUUUGGGGCCCUUUCCGCAAUAUGAGGAAGGAUGGCAAUGGCAUCGUUUACAACAUGUUGAAAAAGACUGUUGACAUCUAUCCAAGCGCCCAAAUUUAUGUCACCACCGAGAAGCGCAUGAGUUACUGCGAUGGAGUUUUCAAGAAGGAAACCGGGAAAGACAGAGUCCAGUCUGGCUCUUACCUCAGCACUGGGUGGUUCACGUUCAUUCUGGCCAUGGAUGCCUGCUAUGGCAUUCACGUCUACGGGAUGAUAAAUGACACCUACUGCAAGACAGAGGGGUAUAGGAAAGUUCCCUACCAUUACUAUGAACAAGGAAGAGAUGAGUGUGAUGAAUAUUUUCUUCAUGAACAUGCUCCAUAUGGAGGCCAUAGGUUUAUCACUGAAAAGAAAGUGUUUGCUAAAUGGGCAAAGAAGCACAGGAUAAUAUUUACACACCCAAACUGGACAGUGUCUUGAUACUGGUUUUUUGGAUCUUCCCACCCCACUUGACAUGAUCAGGAUACUGCAACUGUAAUGCUAAAGAUGCUAUGAUGAUGGUGGUGGUGACACAGACAGCAACAGUGAUGAUCAAGAUUCUGUACAUUCUCAGACAUUCUCAGAUGAUGACUUUGCCAGUAAUUUGAACUUGGGACUUUGUGGAGGGUGGCUGUGCUCAUUAUAUUAUUCCUGAAGGUUCAACAUUAUAUAUUGUACUUUGUAAUUUAACUGGAAUUACAACGAAGGCCAGUAACAUGACAGCAGUGACCCAAGAAAUGAGAUUAUCCUUCAAAUAGCUUCCCAGAAUUCUUCAACAGUGAGCAAAUUCUCAAAGCCAUGGGCUUUGUCCUUAUGAGGCAAGGCUGUUUACUCUGUGGACGCUUGCACCUGAGCAGCUCUGCCAUCCUGAGGAGUGUUUGAUUGUCAGACACUGACCCAGGGGAUACUAUCCAGGUACAAGUGUUUUACCACAAUCACUAGUUCGGCUGAGGGCAGAAAAGGAAUCUCUUCCCAACUUACCAUCUUUCUACAGUACUUUCUACAGCCAAAGCUUCAGGCCAUUUCCUAUUUGAUAAUGAAAAUAUCAUGGAUAUCCUACCUAUAAGAUUACUUUACUAUCUCAAACAUUUAAUUAAAAAUGGGCCAAGUAGCAAAUCUUGAUGAAUUCUCACCACUCCAUUAUUACUACCCCAGACCAUAUAACUAAACAUAUUACUAGAAUGAUCUAUAUUAAUGUUAAGUUAUUUUUGGAUAAGUCCUAAAUAUUUCAGGUGGCUAUUUAACAUGUAAGGUUUCAGCACUGUAAUAACAUAUACUGUGAAAAUACUUCUUUAACAGAACCAAAAAGUUUACUAACUUUGCUUCAACAUAAAACAACACAAAAUUAUAUGCUUUUUAAACUCAUGACACAGGGAAAGCAAAGCAUAUUUUUACAUCAAUUUGUAUCCGACCAUACUUCAUAAUAUAUAUUUAUAUAUUCAAAUUUCUAUUUUGUAGGCCCAAGCUGUGUCUCUCCACACAUUACAUUACCAUUGCCAAGUGCUAGCUGUUAGACAUGGAGAGGAAAUGAUUCCUUGUAUUCAAUCUGACCAGAACUUUUGCCUUCUUGGGGUUUACUUUCCCCACAGUGGGUCAGUUGUUAUACCAUAAUAACAACAGUAAUAAUGACCUUAAUGUCCAAAGUGCUCUGUCAGUUAGAGUCCUUUCGAGUAUGCUAUCCCAUAUGAUGCCCAUGGUCACCCCACUGGUCCAUUGCCUAUGCACUCUGGCAUCUCCUUAGCAUAUGAUCUGUAAUUUGUUGAUUGCUCUGAUAUAUUACUCUCCUUUGCUUAUCUCUAUAUAGGAUAGCAUUUAUGUAGACUAGUCACGAAUUGAUUUCAGUGCCAAAUACAAUAUAUUGUGUCAGAAUUAUUCAAAAAAUACUAUAAGGAUGGUUUUGACCAUGGACUGAAAGCACCAGUACUGUUGAUAUUUUGUUAAUGACUAUUUAGGUGGGGAAAAGAUGAAGAAGCAGGAACAAUAGGAGGGAAUGAAAGCAGAGAAAUAUAGUUUCUUGUUCCAGGCUUGAGAUGACUCUGUUCAUAAUAUACUGAUUGCUCAUUAAAUACUUUAGGGUUGAUUUGCUGAGAGGCCAAAACAUCUUUGCAAAUGAUUCAAAAUACAAAACCAUGGUACCUUGCAGAAUGUUUUGGUGGCUGGAAGUAAGGAUGCAUGUCCCCUCAGGAGCACUCUGCAGGUCUUUCCCAGGGCUACAUCCCAUGACUGGCUUUCAUUAUCGUGGUGCAUCUUGGACGAAAGCCUCUUCCUUGCUCUCUUCUGCCAUUUGGAUUCCCCAGGACUCAUAUCAACAAAAAUGACCAAGUGCCACUUCCAUUGUUGAAACUAUUAGUGUUGUUAUCCUUUAGUUGUUUCCUUAUGUGAUUUUUAGCUCUAUGUAUGUUAGUUGUUUGGAGGGAUAGGAAUGUCCACUCCAAGAAAAGUAAACAGAUACAAAUGUUAAAACUGUAAUAAGGCUUCUUUUCCCCAUGUGAUACAGACGUUCCAUUUUUAAAUAAAAAGAAAUCCUUGAUGAUG